Messenger RNA from Hordeum vulgare subsp. vulgare (domesticated barley), 1052 nucleotides. Its product is annotated as E3 ubiquitin-protein ligase EL5-like. Lineage: Eukaryota; Viridiplantae; Streptophyta; Magnoliopsida; Poales; Poaceae. The record is from RefSeq and is a predicted model, not a curated record. The transcript has 2 exons. Bases 107 to 874 code for a protein of 255 amino acids.
AAACGAAAGGACCGGAUUCUCCAACCGUAUAACCGACAGCACAAGGGAGGAAGAAGAGAAGGAGGAGAGAGACCCGCGCCGGCGGGGCGCCAACGGCGCCGCCCCAAUGGUGUCGGCGAGCACGGUGCUCACGCUGCUGGGCUUCUGCGCCAGCGUCCUCUUCAUCGUCUUCGUGUGCUCCCGGCUCGUCUGCGCCCUCACCCGCCGCGUGCGCCGCGGCCGCCGCCCCUCGCCGCCUCUCCCCCGCUUCCCACCCGUCGCGGUCAGAGCGGGUCAUUCCUUCCACAUUCCGUUGGACCGCCUGGGCCACACCGCUGGAGGGGGAGGGGUCGAUCCCGCCGCCGUAGCCGCCUUCCCAACCCGCGCCUUCUCCGCCGCCGGCUGCCCCCGCGGCGAUGCGGCGGACGCCUCCGCAAUGUGUGUCGUCUGUCUUGCAGAGUACGAAGAUGAUGACGUACUCCGUGUUCUUCCUUACUGCGGCCACGAUUUCCACGUGGCCUGCAUCGACAUCUGGCUAAACCAGCACUCGACAUGUCCUGUCUGUAGAGUUUCCCUGCGGAACGACCCUGGCAGAAAUCACGCCGCGCCGCCUCUGCCAACCGCAGUGAUAGUAAUUCCCCCAUGCUCCCCUGAAGUGCCAAGAUCUGAUCCAUGCCGCUGCCUGUUCUCCGGCAGAGGGCAUUCGCCAACGACAUCGUCACAGGUUCUUACAAACGAACCUGGCCAGGCGAAUCAGAUUCAGGUAGUAUGCCACCCAUCGGCGGAUCAUGGAUACAAUCCGGCGUCAUCUGAGGUUGGCUCUCCUGGUGAGAAUAACAACCAAACGGUGAAGUUGAACAUAGAGGGUCCUGGCGCUCGUAGCAUGCUGCCAUGAUGUAAAGCCUAGCUAGAAGCUGCUUGAAGUUCCUUUUCCUGCAGUCUGAGCAGACCUGUAGAAUCAGAAACAUUUUCAUGUGUGCGAGGAUGGCUGUUAUAUGUUAGUUUUCAGAGAGUUGAUGUAAAUAUGGGAAUUCAUUCGGGUUUCUUCUUAAAGCGACACAUUAUUUGUUAAA